Messenger RNA from Lactuca virosa, 1167 nucleotides. NCBI's taxonomy places the organism in Eukaryota, Viridiplantae, Streptophyta, Magnoliopsida, Asterales, Asteraceae. The record is from the annotation of a GenBank genome assembly.
AUGUCAGGUGGUGAUGGUGAAAUUGGCUUCCUUGAAUUCACUUACAACAUCAACAUAAAUACGAUUAACGAUGAACUGAAAAAGACUUGGUUGUGCAAAAGGUGUGAAACCAUGAGCCCCAAAUUGAGCCCAACACUGCAUAAGAUAAGGAAAUAUCUUGUGGAAGCCACAGAAGAAGCUUCACUUGCAUACAGCAAGGCUGUGACACGACUUCAAGAAUAUCAAGUGUGGUUGGAGUUGAAAAGAGUUUUUGUGUUAGUUUUACACAAAAAUAGUGUAAAUGCUGGAAACCAUGAGAGCUACACUAGGAUUGCUAUACCACCGCCCUCUUGUCCCAUUAGUGAACCACCGCCAGCCUCCGUACACACGCCACAACCGGCGACGUCACCACAGUACGGAACCGCAACACUCACGCAGAUCUACAACUUGAUUAUUGUAAGAACAGCUCUUUGUUGGGAUUAUCUCUCUACAACGGCUCUUAAUGCCAUAAGAUAUUGGGUGGAUUUAAAAAAUGCUUUAAAGUCCUCUGGAAAACUACAUGGAGAUGUAGAUCCGUCAAGUGUUAAAGAAGAUGACAUGUAUGACCAUAUCACGGAAGAAUCAGCGAGUAUCCGGCUACGUCUCGCCUACCUUUCAGCUGAGGAAGAGAUAUUGAGACCGGCUCUAGAAAGGGAUCUAGCAAGGAACAAAAAACUGGAGAGUUUUAAAUUGAUUGAAUUAAGGAAUAGAGAUCGUCAUAACACAAUCAAAAUCAAUUUGAGAGACCAAUCAGAAGAGAAUGCAAUUUGUCUUAUAGAUAUUCAUCUAUGGAUUGCAUUUAACCUGAGAACCUUGCAUAAAAUAACUAUAAUUUCGGGGAAUACAAAUCAUCAAGCGAUCGGUCGUUACUUACUUAGAAAAUAUGUCAGACUCAAAGAAAACCCGGGCGUUUUUGAAAUCACAUUUUUCUUGAAUAAAAAAGACUACAACUUUGACAAUGAGAUGGACUGGGUUGGUGAUCAAACAAAUAGUUGGCGAUCGGUUUUAGAGGCAUUACUGCGAUGUGGCCAACUUUACGUGGGUGUCAACCAACAAGAUAUCAGAAGAAAUUUAGAAAUUAGAGAUCUUAUUCAAGAUGCAAAACAAAGUGAACGUCGUGCCAAUUUAUUGGACCAAACAAGCCUCUAA